Messenger RNA from Odontomachus brunneus, 1340 nucleotides. RefSeq names its product dnaJ homolog subfamily C member 28. The record is from RefSeq and is a predicted model, not a curated record. Bases 106 to 1206 code for a protein of 366 amino acids. NCBI's taxonomy places the organism in Eukaryota, Metazoa, Arthropoda, Insecta, Hymenoptera, Formicidae. The transcript has 5 exons.
CGCCACUUUCUUUAACAAGAAAUUGAGGUAGUGAUGGCUAUAAACAGCAUCUAUAUCAUUGAAGCGCAGAAUUCAGUCGCUAAAAGGAAAAAUAUAUUGUAAAUCAUGUUUUCUCUACAUCGAACGUAUUCUACAUCAAAAGCUUAUCUGAUGUGUGUACCGUACACCGAUUCAGUUUUUUCCAAAAGACUUAAUCAUCGACAUACUUCCAAGCGCACUUCAAGGGAGUUGUAUCAAACACUUGGUAUUACAGAAGAUUGUGACGAUGAGGCUAUAAGAUUAGCAUUUGUUUAUCUUGCAAAGCAAUUUCAUCCAGAUAGUGGAACAUCAAAAGCUGAUGCUAUUAAAUUUUCUGAGAUUGAAAGUGCAUAUAGAGAAAUUCGAAAAAUUAGGAAUGCCCAGAAUAAUAAACAAGUGUUGCCAGAAGUGGAAGAAUUUGACAUCAAGCACACAGCACCUCAACAUCGGCAUUAUUUGACUUUUGAUGUGGGUAUUGGUACACCAAGUAAAAGACAAAGAUUGCAUACAAUACAAAGAGCUCAAAAAGCAGUUAAUAAUGUAAUGGAGCACAGAUUGAAGAAACUACAAGCUGAGGAACGGAAUACAUUGAUUGGUAUGGAUAAACAGAGAGCCAAAGAUAUUAAAACUCGUUAUGGUAUGGAUCGUUUGGUGGAAGACUUGAUUCAAGAGGCAAUGAACAAAGGUGAAUUUAGAGACUUACCUGGAAUGGGAAAGCCAUUGAAUACUACAAGUUCCAGAAAUCCCUAUGUCGAUUUUGUUACUCAUAAACUAAAUCAGAUAUUGAUAGACAAUGGAUUUACCCCAGAAUGGAUACAACUAUCAAAAGAGAUCAGGGAAGAGAUUGAGGAGUUGAAAAAAAAAUUAUCAGAAAUGCGUAAUGAUGUAGGAGAACUUCCACUAAUACCAAAAGAGGCAGCUGUGUGGAAAGACAAUUUAGAGAAAUUAAAAAUUUCGGUUAAACAGAUAAAUAAUAAAGUCGAUAAAUAUAAUUUAUUAGUUCCUAUACUCCAAAAACAGAUGCUUCACGUUCGAUUGGACGAGCUUGCUAAAAAAGCAUUGUCGGUAGCACCUCUUAAAAAUGCUAAGAAAUACACAGAAAUUCAAAAGCACAAAAACUCCAAUGAAAAUAUUUCUCAGGACAUUUUUGAUCUUAUAAGUAAUUUGUUUAAUAGGAAGACUACGUAGAAAAUUAAUGUAAUAUUAGUGAUUAAUAUGUCGCGAAUCUAUUUAUAUAUAAAACAUUAAUAUAUUAAACUUAUGUAUAUAAAUAAGAAUAAGACACAUGUGAAUAACAAUAUAAAAAUUUAAUUUUUCUUUUA